UGGAGGAUAGCGCGCGCGACGGGGAGAUGGCGCUGACUGUUAAUAAGAAGAAUCGGUCGGGGUUUUGAAAGAUCGCAGAUCGCACAUGGAUUUUGUUGAUUUGGUGAUUUGAUUCUUUGGGACUGGAAAAUGGAUAAACCGCAGUUUGAUGUGACCCUCGGGGGGAGUGUCAGCAUCUCUCAUGAUGUGGAGAUUAAUAAAAUGAUUUCGGCGAGGGCUAGCGAGAUCUCCGCGAUGACUUACUCUGUCGAAAACCCCCAACGAACAAAAUUAGUCUUUCAAAAGCUGCCAGUGCACAUGCGACGUCGAGUAAUGUCGCACAACGCCAAAAGAAUGCCGAGAAGACUGCGCGAAGCCCACCAGAUGCAAAUGGAGAAGUCUGGCCUGCCCCCAAGAGCCAAGAGGCCCUCUCGAAAGUACCGAAGACGUCCCCACAACCUCCUCCUCGAGUACAGCCGCAGGAAGCGCACGAAAAAGUGGCUGGAGACCCACAUUUGGCACGCGAAACGCUUCCACAUGUGCGAGAAAUGGGGCUACAAAAUACCGAAUUUUUCCAACGACAGGGGAUUCAGGGCUAGUUACCGAGCUGUUGCCAAGCACUGCAUGAUGCAGGAUGUCUCCUACUACAGCUGCAUCGAGCUGAUGGGUCCAGAGGGGGUCUUGAUCGAGAGACUGAGGGCUCACUGCAGGGAUCAGCUGUCUUUUGGGGCCAGGAUGUACCUGACUGGCUCGAGAGAGGGUUCUCUAGUCUUUUAUAAGAGGGACAAUUGUCCUGUGGGGGUUGUCCACUUCUUCUGGAGGCCCAGGGGAGAGGAGAAUCUGAGGACUCUCUGGAUUUGGGUGCACCCAGCCCUCUUCGAUGAUGUUCUUCACGAAAUUUCACUGGAUUUUGGGUUCACUGCAGCUCCUGGGGGACAGGAGUCGAUGAAUUCUGAAGAGUCUGGCUGCAGAGUGAAUUUACUGAGGAAUUACUUCAACAGGUUCAGGCUUCGGGGGCCUCUGAGCAUUGCUGUGCUCUCUGAUACUUUGAAACUGCCGAAAUCACCAGGUGGUGAGGAAAAAAAAUCCUGGAACGACGUGUGGUAUGAGGAGUCGAGGAGUAGAAGUUGUUUUAGGCUUCAGGGGGAGUUUUUCGAGGGAAUCAAGACGUUGAAUUCACCUGGGCAGCUGCCUAGGGGCUCUGUGGUGGCACUCACUGUCUUGGAUCCCAGGAUUUUUCUUCCUGAGAGGAGGAGGAAGGCUGUGCUGAGUCAGGAGGACUGCAGGAGGGUGCUUAGGGUGUCUGAGGGGGUCGCUGAGAGCCCUCUGUGGGAGGCAGCUGGCAGAGAGAGGGUCAAGGGGGAGUUUAAGACGAAUAAUGAGAUUAAUAAGUUGAGGGAGGGCAAUCUUGUGCCUGGGGUGCAGAAUGAUGGCGAGAUUGAUGAGGAUAUCGUCGCCAAGGUGCCGGUUAUUCUCGUGCAGUGCCCAGGGGGCACUGAUGGAGAGAAAAGCGUUGGUUUUUCUUCAGGAAUAGACAUAAUCCUGCCAUCUAGAUGGGGCCUAGCCUUCUGGAUAGCCUUCAUGCACAGGUGCGCCCGACCAAUAGGCCUCCGCGAGUACCAAUCCGUGAUUUUUGAAAAUCUCAUGCUGAAUUCCCCAGAGGUGCAUCACCCAGACACUUUAGCCUAUUCCAAGGAGUCCUUGGAGCUUAAAAACGAACUGACUGAGGCCUACUUUCGUCGUCCACCGAACAGAAGAAUCAACUUCACGAAAUUCUCGAUAUCGAGCCCUUUUUGCUGCGAAUGGGGCAUUCUGGUGAGGGAAUGGACAGGUGGAGAUGCUGUUAAAGUCCUGAGGAGUCCAGGAGUUCUCCGAGCGCUGGGGUCCACCCUGCGGGAUUUUUCAGGGGAUCAGAGGCAUCGGAGGAGGAAAAACCCAUCGUCUCGUGACCCAUUGAAGAUUGACGAAUCCCUCGAUCGAUCUUGUCUAGUCCCCGUGAGGAUAAAAAUUCUGGGGAAAGGGAGACCAAAAAAAUUCGCUGUUAUCUGCACUCCAAGUGAGGAGGACCUGAGGACGCCUAAGGACCCUGUGGAGAGCCUUAAACCCGAUCCCCUGCAGAAAAAACGAAAACUGAUGACGAAGAGCCAUAAAGAGGCCUUGAAACGAGCCAUGAGGAGACGGUCGAGGCUGAGAAAGGGGGGUAAACUGCCCGAAGGGGGAGAAACUCCCAAUGUUGAUGUCAAAGAGCAUGCAGAGAGGAUGAGGGCCUUGUGCCUCCCAGAGUGUAGGGGGGUUCGUCAUUCCUGCGAUCGAGAGGUCAUGGGGCACCUGAUUCAGGGGGAUUUUUGUUUCACAGAGUCCACUGGGGUCGGAUGGGGAUAUGUCGUGAUGGAGUCUCUGGUGAAAUUGAUUGAGAGGAAGACGAAUGUUGUUUUAGUGAGGAAUGUACAGAGUAGACAGUAUAGAAAAGCUAGGAUAGAUAUUAUUGAAUAAAGAUGAAUGAUUUUUGUUGACUAACUCUGGGACAAUUGAAUUAUUUCACAUAUUGCAUGAGGAUUA
Diachasma alloeum is the source of this 2538-nucleotide messenger RNA. RefSeq names its product ribonucleases P/MRP protein subunit POP1 (gene Pop1). Gene Ontology annotation, cellular component: ribonuclease MRP complex; nucleolar ribonuclease P complex. Gene Ontology annotation, biological process: tRNA 5'-leader removal. The transcript is spliced from 3 exons. Lineage: Eukaryota; Metazoa; Arthropoda; Insecta; Hymenoptera; Braconidae. The record is from RefSeq and is a predicted model, not a curated record. The coding region runs from base 130 to 2472 and encodes 780 amino acids.